AUGACCGUUCCUGUUCCUGUCCCAUCCUCGGCACAAGCCGCCGUCACUGGCGAGCUCAAGUCCGUUGCCCUUCAACAUCUUCAUCAAUCUAUUAAUCUUACAACCCCUUUUACUACUACCGCCACCACCACUACCCACCAUGAUUCCGCUGCUCCUAUGAACUCCGAUGCCCCUGCUGCCCAUGUACACUUACAUGACAACGAGGCUGGCUUUAAAAACGACGCUUUCUUGGACACCACUAAUGAUACUCAGGAAGCUGGUUCGUUUGAAGGUCCAGAGAAGCUUUUGGAGAUCUGGUUUUCCCCUGCACCUUUUCCUCUCCAAGGCAUCCGCACCAUCCCCACAGCGUUACAACCUGCAGAUAACGACGAGACCUUUGGAGGAUCGGAUCGUUAUGGUCUUCGUAUUGUACCUAAGCCUAUUUGGGAUGAAAUGUUGGCUAUUGUCAAGUGUCAAGUCCUAAACUCGAUUCAGAACGAUUGUAUGGAUGCGUUUCUUUUGAGCGAGUCCUCUUUUUUUGUCUAUCCUCACAAGCUGAUCCUGAAAACUUGCGGCACAACCACUCUUCUCAUGGCGUUGCCCAAGAUUUUAGAAAUCGCCCAGAACUAUUGUGGUCUCGAAAAGGUUUGGCGUGUCUUUUACUCACGCAAGACUUUUAUGUUUCCCGAGCGCCAGUUGCACGUUCAUCGCGACUGGAAGGAUGAGGUUGCAUUCUUAGAUCGUCACUUUGAACAUGGAGCCGCUUAUACUGUAGGAAAGGUUAAUGGUGAUCACUGGUGCCUCUACUUGACUGCACCUCAGGACGAUUGUCUCUCGCACAUCACUUCUCGCCGUAAUAGCACCAACUCUUUGGAAGACGUCAACGUUGUCAACAAUGAGAACAACGAUGUAAUGGUUACUGAUGAACAGGGUGAAGGAAAGGUCUCUCUUCCUUUGAGCAUUGUAACCGAUGGCACCACGACCGCUGGGGUAGCAGGAGAGGAUUCUCCCUUGGUCUCACCUGGAUCUCCAUCAUCUUCAUCGUCUGUGAGCUCUUCUUCGUCGUCGAUCUCUUUUGCCUCCUCAGCUAGCAGUGUCAGCUACCUGUAUCCUUCUCAUGAUCAAACCGUUGAAAUUUUGAUGACUAAUCUCAACCCCGAGGCCAUGAAGCGCUUCUAUCAGAGACCGGACGAUGUUCCUGGCACUGUUGGUGGUGUUCGUGUGGAUCAAGAGACUGGUUUAGCAGGACUCUUCCCCCAGGCGCAGCUGGAUUCAUAUUUGUUUACUCCAUGCGGAUACUCUGCUAACGCCAUGCAGGAUGGUAACUACUAUACGAUCCAUGUUACUCCCGAGCCUGUUUGUUCAUAUGCUUCAUUUGAGACCAACAUUCCUGUGGGUCUUGGUAGCAGGAAGAGGAUCAGGGGCUCUUCUGCUUCCGGUGAUAGCACCCCUAAGUCUGCUACGUCUGGUAGCGAGAAUGGUGACGACAAAGAGGAUGAUGUGGUCAGCAAAGCGACCUACACAGGCCCUGAAACUUUGACGGAGUUGAUCUCGAGGGUAGUCGAGAUCUUCCAGCCUGGUACUAUGAGCGUGACUCUGUUUUCGUCCCAUUUGACUGAGGAUGGUCAGAUGGAGACAGAACGCCAGAUGGAGCGUCGUCAGCGCCGCAUGGUCAAAGCAAUGGGCCGUAUUGCAGGCUUCACUCGUACGGAUCGCAUCCUGUACGAGUUUGAUGGUUGCGACUUGGUCUUUGGACAUUUUGUGGCUAAAGCCUAA
Molecule: messenger RNA, 1755 nt
Organism: Lobosporangium transversale
Lineage: Eukaryota; Fungi; Mortierellomycota; Mortierellomycetes; Mortierellales; Mortierellaceae
Product: S-adenosylmethionine decarboxylase
Exons: 2
Coding region: 1-1755 (584 amino acids)
Biological process (GO): spermidine biosynthetic process; spermine biosynthetic process
Cellular component (GO): cytosol
Molecular function (GO): adenosylmethionine decarboxylase activity
Source: RefSeq, a predicted model, not a curated record